GUUACGCUUUAUCAUAGUAGGGCUUCCUCUGCCGCUGCUAACUAACGAUAGUUAGCAAGUUCGGACUUAGCUAACAUCAUUCGUGUUUACAGUUGAACUAAUAACAAAACGGUUUAUAUGACAGCUAGUUCUACAUGUGGUAUGCAUGGGGGUCUAUUUGGGGGUCCAUGCAAUCUAUUGGAUUUAUAUGUAAUGUUUGAUUUCCAUGACACUCUCCGCGUCCAGACAAAUGGGAAUCGUCGUUGCUAUGGAGAAGCUGCGACUGCCAAGAUUAGGCCGUAGCAUCGUAUUGGGAUUGCAUUUAUGACUGAAGAAAGAAAACGGAUAGAGGAUUACCCAACAAGUUCAAAUAGAAAAGAUGAAUGACACCUCUGUGGCGCUCGACUGAAUGCAGAAGGGCAUGCUGUUGAUGGCCAGAAUGUGAAGGAAGAGACUAAGAAGUAAACUUGGGAUCGUUUUUUAAGAAGCUAAGAUACAUUUCUCCUCAGUAGUGAAACUGUGAAGUUGUAAGGAACAUGCCGCCUCGGCCAUCUUCGGGAGAAUUGUGGGGCAUCCACUUGAUGCCCCCGAAAAUUCUGGUGGACUGCCUCCUGCCCAAUGGCAUGAUCCUUACCCUGGAGUGCCUCCGUGAGGCCACACUCAUCACCAUCAAACACGAACUGUUCAAGGAGGCGCGGAAAUACCCCUUGCACCAUCUUCUGCAGGAGGAGACCUCCUACAUCUUCGUCAGCGUUACCCAGGAGGCCGAGCGCGAGGAGUUCUACGACGAGACCAGGAGGCUCUGUGACCUCAGGCUCUUUCAGCCCUUCUUAAAAGUUAUUGAGCCGGUGGGAAAUAGGGAGGAGAAAAUCCUCAACCGAGAGAUCGGUUUUGCGAUUGGCAUGCCUGUGUGUGAGUUUGAUCUGGUGAAGGACCCCGAAGUGCAGGACUUCCGGAGAAACAUUCUCAACGUGUGCAAAGACUCUGUGGAACUCCGAGAUGUCAAUGGCCCUCAUAGUCGGGCUUUAUAUGUUUACCCUCCCAAUGUAGAGUCUUCGGUCGAGCUUCCCAAGCACAUCUAUGCCAAACUUGAUAAAGGUCAAAUCAUUGUGGUGAUUUGGGUAAUAGUCUCCCCUAACAAUGACAAGCAGAAGUACACACUCAAGAUCAACCAUGAUUGUGUACCGGAGCAGGUGAUAGCAGAAGCCAUUAGGAAAAAGACCAGGAGUAUGCUGCUUUCUGCAGAGCAGCUCAAAAUGUGUGUGCAGGAGUACCAGGGCAAAUACAUCCUGAAAGUAUGCGGCUGUGAUGAGUACCUGUUGGAGAAAUAUCCCCUCAGUCAGUAUAAAUACGUGAGGAGUUGCAUCAUGCUGAAUCGGAUGCCUAACCUCAUGCUGAUGGCGAAAGACAGCCUGUACUCUCAGCUCCCGGUGGACAACUUCACGAUGCCCUCUUAUGCCCGUCGCAUCUCCACGGCGACUCCAUACAUGAACGGGGAGUCCUCCACAAAGUCCCUGUGGACAAUCAACGGCAUGUUGAGGAUACGUGUACUAUGUGCCACCUACGUCAAUGUAAACAUCAGGGACAUUGACAAGAUUUAUGUGCGGACAGGGAUUUACCACGGUGGUGAGCAGCUGUGUGAUAACGUCAACACACAACGCGUACCAUGCUCCAAUCCAAGGUGGAAUGAAUGGCUGCAAUAUGACAUGUACAUUCCUGAUAUCCCGAGGGCCGCGCGCCUCUGUCUGUCCAUCUGCUCUGUGAAAGGGAGGAAGGGGGCGAAAGAGGAGCACUGCCCACUCGCCUGGGGAAACGUCAACCUCUUCGACUACACAGACACUCUGGUGUCAGGCAAGAUGGCACUGAAUCUCUGGCCCGUGCCCCAUGGCCUGGAGGACCUGCUCAACCCCAUCGGUGUCACCGGGUCCAAUCCCAAUAAGGAAACCCCUUGUCUGGAGCUGGAGUUUGACUACUUCAGCAGUCCAGUGAAGUUCCCAGACAUGACCGUUGUGGAGGAUCAUGCUAAUUGGAUCAUAUCUAGAGAGAUGGGAUACAAUUACUGCCAAUCUGGUCAGAGCUCCCGCCUGGCUCGAGACCAUGCCAUGACCGAGAGUGACAUUGAGCAGCUCAGACAUUUGUGCAACAGAGAUCCACUUUCUGAGAUCACUGAGCAGGAGAAGGAUUUCUUGUGGAGGCACAGGCAAUAUUCUGCGAAUAUGCCAGAAGUCCUGCCCAAGAUUUUACUCGCAGUGAAGUGGAACUCACGUGACGAAGUAGCACAGAUGUAUUGCCUUCUGAAAGAUUGGCCCGCAAUAAAACCCGAACAAGCCAUGGAGUUACUAGAUUGUAAUUAUCCAGAUCCAAUGAUCCGAGACUUUGCUGUACGGUGCCUUGAGAAGUAUUUGACUGACGACAAGCUGUCCCAGUACCUCAUUCAGCUUGUUCAGGUCCUGAAGUAUGAGCAGUACCUGGAUAAUCCUCUAGUACGAUUUCUGCUGAAGAAAGCCCUAACCAACCAGAGGAUAGGACACUUCUUCUUUUGGCACUUGAAGUCGGAGAUGCACAAUAAGACUGUGAGCCAGCGCUUUGGGCUGCUGCUGGAGUCCUACUGCCGUGCCUGUGGCAUGUACCUGAAGCACCUGAGCCGGCAGGUGGAAGCCAUGGAGAAACUCAUCAACCUCACAGACAUCCUCAAGCAGGAGAAGAAGGAUGAGACGCAGAAGGUGCAGAUGAAGUUCCUUGUGGAGCAGAUGAGGAGGCCGGACUACAUGGACGCACUCCAGAACUUCACCUCCCCACUCAACCCGGCGCACCAGCUGGGCAACUUACGAUUUGAUGAGUGUCGAAUCAUGUCGUCAGCUAAGAGGCCGCUGUGGCUGAAUUGGGAGAACCCAGACAUCAUGUCAGAGCUGCUCUUCCAGAACAAUGAAAUCAUCUUCAAGAACGGAGACGAUUUACGGCAAGACAUGCUAACACUUCAGAUUAUUAGAAUAAUGGAAAACAUCUGGCAAAACCAAGGCUUGGACCUCAGGAUGCUUCCUUAUGGUUGCCUGUCUAUUGGUGACUGUGUGGGUCUAAUCGAAGUGGUCAGAAGCUCCCACACCAUUAUGCAGAUUCAGUGCAAAGGAGGCCUGAAGGGGGCGCUCCAGUUCAACAGCAACACCCUCCACCAGUGGCUGAAGGACAAGAAUAAGGGCGAGAUGUACGAUAUGGCCAUUGACCUGUUUACCCGAUCAUGUGCCGGCUAUUGUGUGGCCACAUUCAUUCUAGGAAUCGGUGAUCGGCAUAAUAGUAACAUCAUGGUGAAAGAUGACGGCCAGCUGUUUCACAUAGACUUUGGCCAUUUCCUGGACCACAAGAAGAAGAAGUUUGGCUACAAAAGAGAACGAGUGCCGUUCGUCCUAACACAGGACUUUUUAAUAGUCAUAAGCAAAGGAACGCAAGAGUGCACAAAAACAAGAGAGUUCGAGAGGUUUCAGGAGAUGUGCUACAAGGCCUACCUGGCUAUCAGGCAGCAUGCGAACCUGUUCAUCAACCUGUUCUCCAUGAUGCUGGGCUCUGGGAUGCCCGAGCUGCAGAGCUUCGACGACAUAGCGUACAUCCGCAAGACCCUGGCUCUGGACAAGACGGAGCAGGAGGCCCUGGACUACUUCAUGAAGCAGAUGAACGACGCUCACCACGGCGGCUGGACCACCAAAAUGGACUGGAUCUUCCACACCAUCCGGCACCACGCCCAGAACUGAGAGGGGAUUCACACACUGUGUGAGUGUCCGCAGGUUGAGCGGAGAGUGGACGUACGGUCGCACGGAAGGACGGACGGACGGACGGACGGAUGGACGGAUGGAUGGAUGGAUGGACAAACGGGACGGAACACACACUGCCCCCUCCCCCUCCCUCUGUAGGUUGGCACAGUGGCACACUCAGACCUCAUGAACUCGUAGGGUAACGCUGCGAGCGGCCUACAGAGCACUACACAAUCCAGAGUGACGUUUUUCUCUGUUUGUUUUGUCUUUUUGCUGUUUUUUCAUUCUAUGUUUUUCCUCACCUGCAGCAUCGUUACAAGAAGAAACGUUACUUGCCAAUUCCUCUCUGUCCUUCUCAGUGUUGGCUGCGUUUUGUAUUCCUUUUGUUUCUGGAGAGACUGGUUGGAGGUUUUCAUUCCUUUCAUGCCUUUUUGUAAGAAAACAAACAACAACAACAAAAAAAAAACCUACAACAAUCGCCUCUUUACGUUUCAGGAGCUUUGGGGGUAUAAAGUCUUCCUCAAAAUUUUAAUGCCUUUCAAAAUAUGCACGGAACUCUGCAACUCCCAAGCGAAACAGGGUAUUCUGUUUUUUUCAACCCUCUGCCCUCCCCCUUUCCUCUCCAGUUCAGUUGUACUAGUCCCUGUCAACCCAUGUAGACACACACACACACACACACACA
Clupea harengus (Atlantic herring) is the source of this 4404-nucleotide messenger RNA. It is a transcript of the gene pik3ca, whose product is annotated as phosphatidylinositol-4,5-bisphosphate 3-kinase, catalytic subunit alpha. Gene Ontology annotation, molecular function: 1-phosphatidylinositol-4-phosphate 3-kinase activity; 1-phosphatidylinositol-3-kinase activity. Gene Ontology annotation, cellular component: phosphatidylinositol 3-kinase complex, class IA; phosphatidylinositol 3-kinase complex, class IB; cytoplasm. Gene Ontology annotation, biological process: phosphatidylinositol-mediated signaling; phosphatidylinositol-3-phosphate biosynthetic process; cell migration. Lineage: Eukaryota; Metazoa; Chordata; Actinopteri; Clupeiformes; Clupeidae. The record is from RefSeq and is a predicted model, not a curated record.